AUGAGGCCACUCAUGGAGGAAAUAAGGAGCGGAUGUCAAGCCAGGUCUGGUGCCAUCUUCAACCAUAGUCGUGUUAUUAUUUUGAACCAUCUAUACUCUAUGGACAGCAAGCUGCUUUUUGCUGCGUGCAUGAUCGUGGAGCAUGCUAGUGAUUCCUUGUCAAUGACUGACGGUCAAAAUGAAAUGAAAAAGCUUUUCAAGGAAUAUGGUGCGACUCCGUUUACACCGCUGAAAGGGCUUUUUAUUCAGGGGCCCAUCUUCGUCAGCUUUUUCAUGGCUAUUUCAACGAUGGCUGAGAAAAUCCCAUCAUUUAAAUAUGGCGGAGCAUAUUGGUUUACAGAUCUCAGCACUCCAGAUAGUUUAUACAUCCUUCCGGUUUUGACGGCACUGAGUUUUUUGAUAACAGUGGAGUGCAACAUGCAAGAAGGUAUGGAAGGGAAUCCUGCUGCUAAAACUAUGAAAAAUGUUUCUAGGGUCCUUGCUGCUCUUACUGUUCCGUUUACCAUGAGUUUCCCAAAGGCCAUCUUUUGCUAUUGGAUCACAUCGAAUUUGUUUUCCCUUACGUAUGGCCUAGUGCUCAAGGCUCCAGGAGUGAAGAAGGCUUUAGGUGUUCCUGAAAUACCGAAGGAAACAACUGUUACCACACAGCGGCCUUCCGUCGAUCUGUAUACGGCUCUGAAGCAAACUCUCAAACAAGCCAAAACAGCUUCACAACAGUCUACCUCAUUUCCUGUUGAGCCAACAAAAGCAUCAAACCAAAUAGCGUCUACUUCUUCGUCUUCGACCAUCAAUCAGAGGCUUAGAACUUUAGAGAAACAAGUUAAAGGAAGGAAGAAAAACAAGAAGAGGUGAGAAAAGCUUUCCUUCC
This is a messenger RNA of Hibiscus syriacus, 868 nucleotides long. Its product is annotated as mitochondrial inner membrane protein OXA1-like. Lineage: Eukaryota; Viridiplantae; Streptophyta; Magnoliopsida; Malvales; Malvaceae. Gene Ontology annotation, molecular function: membrane insertase activity. Bases 1 to 852 code for a protein of 283 amino acids. Gene Ontology annotation, biological process: protein insertion into mitochondrial inner membrane from matrix; mitochondrial respiratory chain complex IV assembly. The transcript has 7 exons. The record is from RefSeq and is a predicted model, not a curated record. Gene Ontology annotation, cellular component: mitochondrial inner membrane.